GACAAUUGCCUAGGUGAACAGAAAAUGUCUGUUUCACGUAAAGAAUUUGAUGUGAAGCAGAUUUUACGCAUUCGGUGGCGGUUUUUUGGUCAUCCUGCAUCUCCUCCCGCUACAUCCAGUGACAAUCGACGGGGAGAAUUUUGGAGCAAGGAUCAAGGUGCAUCAAAUAAUGGGAGAAAAUUCUUAGACUCUGGUCACCUGCAUCAACCAUUGGUAUCUGUCAACUACCAGAGAUCCAGCCAGCAGGAAAUUCAGAAUUCACCAUCUUGGCAUGUGCCCCAUGCCCCAGAUCUCCCCUCAUUUGAGUUUACCACUGACGACUAUGAAUCAGUACAUUGGCAUGGCAGACAUGAACCCAAGGAUGAAGGGAGCGAAGAAGAGAAUGAAACUGACAGCAGUUCCUGCAGAACUUCAAGCAGCAGUCAGACCCUGUCCCCGUGCCAGACAAUGGAUCCUUCUGCCCCUGAAGAGUGCUUUCAGGCAUUAAACCAUGCAGAACAAACCUUCAAAAAGAUGGAGAACUAUCUUCGACACAAGCAGCUGUGUGAUGUUGUGCUUCUGGCCGAUGACCGAAGGAUUCCAGCUCACAGGUUGGUUCUUUCUUCAGUUUCAGACUACUUUGCUGCAAUGUUCACAAAUGAUGUAAGGGAAGCUAAACAAGAAGAAAUAAAGAUUGAAGGUGUGGACUCAAAUGCAUUAUGGGCAUUAGUUCAAUAUGCCUAUACAGGGCGGUUGGAAUUAAAAGAAGAUAAUAUCGAGUGCCUGUUGUCUACAGCCUGCCUGUUACAAUUGUCUCAGGUUGUUGAGGCAUGCUGUGGAUUCCUGAUGAAGCAGCUUCACCCUUCCAACUGCCUUGGAAUUCGUUCAUUUGCAGAUGCACAGGGCUGUACUGACCUGCAUAAAGUGGCUCACAAUUACACCAUGGAGCACUUCAUGGAUGUGAUAAGGAAUCAGGAGUUUCUACUGUUGCCAGCAAAUGAGAUAGUUAAACUGUUGGCUAGUGAUGAUAUGAAUAUACCAAAUGAAGAAACUAUAUUGAAUGCAUUGCUUAGCUGGGUGCGGCAUGAUACAAACAGCAGACAAAAGGAACUUAGCAAACUACUGGCAUACAUCAGGCUCCCUCUCCUCUGUCCUCAGUUUCUUGCAGACAUGGAGAACAAUAUGUUGUUUAGGGAUGACAUUGAAUGCCAAAAACUCAUCAUGGAAGCAAUGAAAUAUCACCUGUUACCUGAACGACGCAACAUGAUGCAGAGUCCUCGCACCAAGCCUAGAAAAUCUACCGUGGGUGUGCUGUUUGCAGUUGGAGGAAUGGAUGCAACGAAAGGUGCCACUAGCAUUGAAAGAUAUGACCUUCGCUCCAAUACUUGGACACAUAUUGCCAAUAUGAAUGGAAGACGACUACAAUUUGGUGUUGCUGUUCUGGAUGACAAACUUUAUGUUGUGGGAGGUAGAGAUGGAUUGAAGACUUUAAAUACAGUAGAGUGCUACAAUCCAAAAACUAAAAGCUGGAGUGUAAUGCCCCCUAUGUCUACACAUAGACAUGGCCUUGGAGUGGAAGUUCUGGAGGGUCCCAUGUAUGCAGUAGGUGGACAUGACGGUUGGAGCUAUCUAAAUACAGUUGAGCGAUGGGACCCACAGGCCCGGCAGUGGAACUUUGUCGCCAGUAUGUCAGUGCCACGAAGUACAGUUGGUGUAGCAGUACUUAAUGGAAAACUAUAUGCUGUUGGAGGUCGGGAUGGAAGUUCUUGCCUUAAGUCUGUGGAAUGUUUUGAUCCCCACACCAAUAAAUGGACCCCCUGUGCCCAGAUGUCUAAAAGACGAGGCGGUGUUGGAGUUGCAACGUGGAAUGGUUUCUUGUAUGCCAUUGGGGGGCAUGAUGCACCAGCAUCUAACUUGACUUCAAGGUUGUCUGACUGCGUAGAGAGAUAUGAUCCAAAAACUGAUACUUGGACAGCAGUGGCUCCAAUGAGCAUUAGCAGAGAUGCAGUUGGCGUUUGUUUACUUGGUGAUAGGCUGUAUGCAGUUGGAGGAUAUGAUGGACAGUCGUAUCUAAACACCGUGGAAGCCUAUGAUCCUCAAACUAAUGAGUGGAUGCAGGUUGCACCAUUGUGCCUUGGAAGAGCUGGAGCAUGCGUGGUCACUGUUAAGCUCUAAAUUUUUUUUAAAUGUAUAUUUUAUAUUUAACCAUUCUAUAAGUCCAUGAGAAAUAAAAUUACAUGACAUCUCUUGAAAAUUACUUCAAAUAAAACUGAAAGAUCCAACAAAUCCUAAUUGUACCAACCCACCCCAAAAAGUGUGUCCAGAGAUAACUGUACCUUUAGACAUUUCCUUUGAUUUUUUUUGUGUAGGAAAUAACAAGUUUCAAUUGAUAUGCAUUUAAAGUACACCCAACAUGAUGAUCAUGUCAACAAUAGGAGAGACUCAAACUUUAUUUUGAAAUCCUCCAAGUCCUUUUUGGGAUUUUAUUCUGAUUUAUUUUCUUAAUGCUGUUGAUUCACUGCUAAAAAAAAUUUGGUUAAGCAAAGAUUAAUUCGUAGAGAAAAAAUGUGCCUGUUUAAGGGAUCAAGAUCGAUUGUAAUUUUGUAAUAAUUAUGUUGUAGCUUUUAUUCUACUUUCAACAUUCCUCCAAAUACUCAUUGUCUGUACUUGGAAGUUCUAUUCUCUAUUCAGUUUCUGAUGGUGCACUGUACAAGUUCUAUAAUUGUUAAUUUAUUUUCUUUAAGCAGUGUGGAUUUUAUUUCCAUCAGAUUGAAAAGGCCAUGUGGUGUAACCAUGAAGGAAACAUUAAAUCUAUAAACCCAAUACAAGUUCACUGAGUGCACACUGUAAAGCUAAUUUUCCACUUUUGCACAUCCAGUAAACAGUGCACAUCAGAAACUAAAAUUGGAAUAAUGAUAUAAGAUGUUACAUCUGGCCAGCCUCAUUUUCCAUCCAUUAAUUUUACUGGACUAAAGAUGAGGUAGUGGCACCAGAUAGUCUAAUAAACAUUACAGCAUUGCUGUCCCAUCAUGAAUGCAAAAAUGGAAAAUCAUCCCUUCUUUAUCAUGUUUAGUUGCCCUUUGUCUUAAUGAAAACCAGGGAUUAAUUUUUAUAUAUCCUUUCAAAUUGACCAUAUUCUUUUUUUUUGUUUUUAAACCAAACUGCCUUUGUUAAAAAUGUAGAAGCACAUACAUAUUUAAUAUGCAAUAUAUUGAAGACAUUGUAAGUUUUUGUUUGUUGGUACAAGCAAUCAUUGUGUAACUGCUCCUUUACAGUACAUUAUGUUCUCAAAUAAGCCAUUAGCUGACCAAAUACAUGUUAUGUUCUUGUAUGUUAUGAUUGUUUCACCCACCAAAAAUAUAUCUAGUCAGAAAUUGUCUUUUGCAUCAGCCAUGAGACGUAACCCAUACUUUACUUAACCUCAGUCUACAAUUUUACUUUGUCUUCAUGACUAGAAUUUUUGUUUUUGUUGGCAAAAGGAGUCUAUAUCCUAGGACCUAUUAGAACCAGUUGUACAUAAAUAAGUGAUACAAAAAGGGAACUCUACCGGAGGUUGGUCAUACUUGCGAUCACUCCUGGGCGAAAUGACAUCCAUGAAAAAAUUGCUCCAAACGAUUCCAUCAUUCUUUUCCCUGAUGUUAAUUGUGCAUCUAAUGAUGUCCUAAUUUUCUAGCAUAAUUUGGAGUUUUUGGCUAUAACCUAUGACUUCUAUGAAUUGGGUGCAGCUAGGUUUACAUUGUGCUACUUUAUUGAAUUUGUGCCUAUUAAAAGGGACACUCUGCAGACACCAAGAGAGCUGACUUAGCAGUUUCAGAACUCAGUGCAGGCUACACAAAAGCCUUCCAAAGUUCAGAUUGUGCUUUUACUGAUAGGAAGCAGUUUCUCUAGCAUUUACCUGUUGAGAUAUUCAUUCCUGAGUGCCUUAGCACUGCUGGCUACAUACAAUUAGUAACCUUUCUAGCUGAGGCACAGUAAGGUCUGCAGCAUUGCCACACUAGUGUCAAUGAUCUCAGCAAAAUUAUUUGCCCUAAAUGAGGAGCAUUACAACAUUGCUAAUGUGUUUAGAAUCAUUCAAAUAAAAAUUAAAUAAUACAAACAUCCAAAAUUGCAACAUUUUUCAGUAAAAUUACGCACCUUAGUGCCUGUCCUGUUUCGCUAUCUUUGUGGAUUUUGAAGUUCCUGUGCUAUGCGGCGGUCUUUCUAGUGCACCUACAGACUGGCUGAGAGCAGACUGCUCCCUUUCAGUUGAGUCUGCACAGAUGUCUGUUGAUUGAUGAGAAGUUCUUGGUCUAGAUUGGUUGUCUUCAGAAUGUUAUGUUGGGCCAAUUGAAGGACCAGUCUGCGAUAGCCACCUUAGGCCAUGGGUGAGGGUGCUGUCUGAUAGGCCAUGGUGGGAGGUGAUGUGAGGGAGGAUGUCAAUUCACUGAACCUGCAUAUCAUGUGACCUCUUGAGGGACAUAGUGGUCCAACAGUCUCCAACAUCUACUCAACUAUUGUUUCAGCCUCCAAAGCCAGAGAUGACAGAGCAGACUAACCACAAAUCACGGGUGUCUGAUUCCUUCACUUUUCUUAGACUGAGCUCUGUGCAAACUGUGGGCAGGACCCUGCUCAUGAUGAAGAAGUGUGAAUUGCUUGCAUACACCUCUGCUCUUGCAGAGAAAAGACAAUUUGCUGUAUGCCAUUUCUCUUCUCAGGACAGUGAUGUGCUCACGCUUGGCAGUUCUCUGUUUGUGCAGGGCAGCACUCUGUUUUAUCUCUGUUACUGACGAACAGGGAGGCAACCACGUAUAGCAUUCCUUUGCUCCUCUAAGAUUGCGAUCCAUUCAUGGGUAGCAACCCUUUGUCCAUUGAGAGCAGAAAUCUGCUCAGUGGUAUCAUCUCUCUGCUCAUUGAAGACAACGAGCUACAACCUGGUAGCUUAUCACUGUUCCUGAGGAGUUUCAAGCUGCUGCUGUGUGGCAAAGGUUAAACUUCUAAGCUGAAUCAGGGAAAGAUUGUAUAGAAGCAGAAAUAUGAUGUGUGGCCUCCGUAACAGCUAUCACUUGCACUAGUAGUUGCUACGUGACAGGUAUGUCACCAACACCCAGCAAAAAAAAUGUGCUUCCCAUCUAGAGUGGAGGUCAUAGUCUACUGGCUCCACACAGCCCCUGCAUCCAGUAAGGCAGCUCUGACAAUGUACUAAUCAUCUUGUUGUGCACUGUAUCUGCCUUGUCAUGAAUUCAUUGUGAUUGUGGUCCACAUCUGAGUCUUCUCACCCCUUAUGGUGCCAAUUUCUGCAGUGAUAGACACAAUGACUCAAUAUGGUCAUCAUCAUCUCCCACCUCCUCCUUUUCUGCCAAUGUCCCCUACUGUUCCUCCUGCUCCUCCAACUCCCUCCUGGGGAUGGCCCGUCCCAAGACGCUGAACGACAAAACAGAAAAGAGUUGCACUUGUGAUCUGUUACCAAAACACCUUUAUGAUGGUGCAGCAAUGAAGAUGGUAAUGAGGAUGUCUACUGGUGAUCAAAUUAAAGGGGAUAUACUGAUCACAAUAAAACAUUGCUAGUGUGCAUAUUUGACAGAUUGAGCUGGUUUGAGGCUUGGUGGGUCAUCUGCCCAUGAGGGGGCAGGAUGUGGAGGACAUUGACUGACCUUCGUAUAUUCUUGUAUUUGAAACGGGGACUUAAGGGCAGAAUGUCAUUGGGACAGUGAGGUUGAGGGGUGGUGAGGGAGAGGUAGGGACAUAUGGUUGGUGUGAUUAACGGUUUGUAGGUGGCAGAAUGAAAGCAGUACUUCUGUUGGUCCGAAGCUCACCUCAACAUACCUCAUCAGGUCAUGAAAUUUCUUCCAUGGGAUGGGAUUCUCAUUACUGUAGCUGCCACCUGCUACUCUAUUUGAACUGUUUCCUUGGUGGCUCUCUUGUUUCCAUUCCCCUCACUCAUAGGAUUUCUCCCAGCCUCUCAUUCAUUCAUCAAGAUUUCCAUGUUUCUCUGGGAGAAAAGUGGAUUUCUCUUUCUUUCUGCAUGGUGCUGUUAGUGUGUUUUGUUACUGUGUGGCUGCUAGGAAGUGACAUUAUGGGCUGAUCAGUUCUCUGUCUGUCGCACAGCAAAGUGUCUCCAACUGUUCUAAAUUGGUAGAGGUCAUCUUUGUAUCUCCACAGGUACCAUUUUAGCGCAUUUGAUUCUGGGUGCAAACCACCACAAUUCUUUUUGUAAUGUAUCCAAUUUUGCGAUUUUUAUGUAUACAGCACGUAUACAUGUGAUUUGGUUUUAGCACUGUACACUGCAAGUUUUUUAGCACACCUAAAAAGAUAAAGCCCAAUUUUUAGGUUUAUUUGCUUUCACGUAUUGUGAAAUAAGCCAUAAGACCACAAUAUAUUUGGCACAAUUUGGCCAUUUUUGUCAACUCCAUUCUCCUGCCUUCUCCCCAUAACCCUUAACCCCCUUACCAAUCAAGAACCUAUCAGUCUCUGCCUUAAAUACACCCAAUGACUUGGUCUCCACUGCCCUCUGUGGCAACGAGUUCCACGGAUUCACCAAUCUUGUCAGCAAAGACUUAUGAACAUGCAAGCUCAUUCCUGUUAAUGAUUUUUAUUGCACACUACAUAGAAUACAAUUGGAUAGCUGAUGAUUCUGUUCUGAAUUUGAUUUGGAUAUCAUUUAACAAAAAAACUGAAAUAUAUUGGGGGAAAUCUAUUCCAGAUCUUUUCUCUUCAAGAUGCCUUUUAAUUCAUGGCUCUUUAUGAUUCCCAACAAGUACAUUAAAAGUAAUGCCCUGUAAUUCCGUCAUUUUUUUCUAAUUUGCACACUGAUUUGAUUUUGCAACCAGUUUGAUUUCAGUGGUUUGAUUGUUUUAUUUUUAAAACUGUUUUAAUUUAAGUAUUUAUUACAAUUAAGUUGCCUGGGUUAAGGAACUCCAUAAAGUUUACUUGUGCCUUGUUCAGAAUUGGUCAGUUUGUUCAUAUUAAUUUUCCUUAGAAGUUUAACUGUAUGUUAUUGGGUUAUUUGUCAUACCUAGCACUAGUUAUUAUUUAUAGUGAAUACUGAAUUAUGAGGUACUGAUCUAAUUGUUGAGGAAGUACAUAUUAAUGCAUGUAAUUUUGGUGAACAGUGGUUUAUAACUCUUUAUAUACAUAUAACAAGGAUUCAUGCUUCUAACUUAUGAUCAUUUACAUUAGUUGGUUCACAGCUUGUUUUAUUUAAUUUUACUAUAGAAGCCCAGUUAACUCCCAGAGCAUUUUUGGAACAAUCUUUCUGAGAUUAAAUAUGAAAAUCGCAAACCAUUUUACCCCCCAAAAAUUCCCUAACUUUUUACAAAUAGUUUAUUUAGUUUCCCAGUGUUCCCUAAAUAAUAGAUACAAUAAGUAUCAAAGAAGCACCAGGAGUUAUGUAUGAUGGUUCUUGUUCACCAAAAUCCUGCACUUUUCUAUCAUUAUAAAACCCAUUUGCAUUAUAUGUGAGUAACCCAGUAGCUGAGUUUUUGUUAUUUUCUUUCCAGUUAUUAGCUUUCAGCCCAGGCCAAUUUAUUUUAGGAUCGCAUCAUAUUUCAAAAAGUACAUGUUAGCCUGAUUAAGAAAAAGAUCUGUAGUAGUCACAGAAUUAGCCAAAUAGUUGGGUGUAAAGGAAGAUAACUUGUUAACUCUCUGGAUUACCAAAUAAUGUAUGAAUGUUGAUGAUUCAUAUAGAAAAGUGGUGGAUAAUAGAAAAGAAAGUAUCUAAAUAUUCCCAAGUAGUCAAUAGAAUUGAGAUAAUUUCAGACUGGUUACUUAUAUGAUCUGUUGAGCAUUAGCACUGUUUCAGAAUUUGAUUUAUGCUCAUGGUCUAUGUAUUCAUAUUGGUAGCUCCCUAAAGUUACAAACAAAUGAAGGUUGAGGGAAACGGUAGCUUAAAAUGUGUUUUUUAAGCAUGGAGAUAAGCAGGAUAAAGAUAAAGAAAGAUUUGUUCAUCUAGAAGAGUUAAAUUGAAAAGGUAAAAAAUUCAAUUAGUUAUGAGUCAGUUUCAGUUUGGCGUUUGUACCUGGGGUAAGAACUCUUGGAAGCAAAAGCUAAAUUGAUACUCCAGUCCACCGCUGAGGGUUAAGAUGCUGUACUUCGGAUAAUAUGUUAAACCAAGGCCUUGUCUGACUGUUCUAAUUCUUGAAGUGCUGUAUCCAUUAACUUAUUGCAAAAACAAGCAGGGAGUUGUCCCAUAAUCCAGAUAAACAAUGCUCUCUGAACCAAAAUUACCAAAAACAGAUGAAUGGAUAAUUUAUCUCAAUGCCAUACUUUGGACCUUGGUGUAAGCAAAAGAAUGUUGAAUUUAGUUACCUGUCAAUAGACAUCACACUUCAAGGUAAUUCCACGUAGUAGUAGCAACAUUCAUGAUUUAUAAACCACAACAAUGCACCAAAGGCAAUGGGUUACAAACUACAUUCCUGUUGUUCAUUUUUUAGUGUAAUGCUCAUAUUUACAAUUCCUUUUUAUUGAUGAUUUAGUGUUGUCAACAAGUUUUUGAUUAUGGCCAGCCAAUCUGUUUCAAUGUAUAAUUAAAUAAGCUGCAGUUUAAAAUUCUACUGCUUUCAUGAACUAUCACACCAGAUUAUUAUGUACUUAUUGCAUCAGGACAGUUGUUUCCUAGGUACCCAUUUGUAAGUCUCAGAUCCCCAAUAAAUUUGAUGAACAUAUAAUAUAUUAUUAUACACUAUGUAUAGUAGCAUGUAUUGCUGGGCAGUAUUUUGUGUUUAGAGUGUACUAUAUAUUAACCUUAUAAUAUCUAAUCUGUUAGACUGAUCUUUGUUUCCAUUGUGUUAUGAUUCAUAUACAACAUUCCAAGAAGCUCUGUUCUAUGUGCAGUUACUUAUCUAGCUUCUUUAAUUGUCCACUUCAUAACAGUCAUCCAGUUACAAAGCAUUCUACACCUAUAAUUUUGAAGAUGACUGUCACCUGAAAACGUGCUUUAUUCCACUAUUUUAAAAUCCAUCUCAGCUUGAAGGAAUUUGGCUUAAUAGGAUACAGCUUGUGAAACGGCUCAUAAUCUCAACAUACUAGUUGACUCGUGUCUGAGUUUCUAACCCCUCAUCCUCUCCAUCGCCAAGAUCUCCUGCUUUCAUUUUCUUAAUAUUGUCCAUCUCUUCCCCCAGCUCAGUUUAUCUGUUAGAUGCAGACUUGACCACAAACUGUUCUCUGCUGGCAAGUCUCUCACCUUCAAACCUCCAUAUGCUUGAAAUAAAAACUGAAAAUACUAGAAAUAGUCCAGCAACCAGGCAGCAUCUAUGGAGAGAGAAACAGAAUUAAGAUCAGGUCAAUAACAUUUCAUCUAAUGGAGCAAUUACAGUGUAAAUAUAUUGAAUGUGAAGGUUUCCACAUUCCAUCGUUAUCAGCCUUCAUGAUUUCCAAUGUCUCCCAUAUGAGGCCGUCACCAGGCACAACUUCCCCUCCACUCCCUUUUCACCAUUCAAAAGGAACUGUUCUUUCCAAACACUAGUUCAUUCAUACAUCUCCAACAAUAGUCACAGCUUGCAACAGCUUCCGUGGAACCACUGAGAUCUCUUCCAGUUCCUACCUCUUAUCCUCAGCUUUCGUUAGUUGGCCGUUAGCAAGCAUGCCAUCAGCUGCUGAAGCAUGAAGCUGGAGUUCACGGCCUAAACCUCUCUUCUCUCCUCAAGUUCAUCUUAAUAAUCUCUUUAGAACCUACACCUUUUGCAAAGCAGUUGGUGCCAGUCCUAAAAUCUUUUUAUGGCAUGAAGCUUGACCAGAUGCAGCAUAGUGAGCAGGUAGGAGAACACUCCAAAUUUGCCUUAAUUGUUGCUACAGGGUGAUCACUACAACAAAUCCUUCCUCAUUCGAGAGUCUCAAAUGUGUUCAUAUUUCUUUGCCUUUCUUUGACUUACAUUGUACAUUUAUGCUACUUUCAAUUUAUACUACUCCCCUCACCCUACCCUCACAACUAUGGAGCUACUGUCCAGCAACAUGCUGCCUCCAGUCUUUUGGGUUCCUCUUCAGCAACAGGUCACUGUUAAAUCACUUUCUUUUCCAAAUGUUUGGUAUUUUCACUAAUACUUCAGUCUCCCAUCGUGGAAACGUGGAUCCUGUAAAAAUGUUCAAGCUAGUAGGUAAACACAAGAAUAAUUUAGAAAAAAGUAAUAACUGAUGAGAAGUGGGAAUAUUGGGAGCAACCGAGAAGUGAACAAGUGGGUUUGAGAAAAAGCCAAGUGUGAAAGGAGUGGAGUUAAGCAUGUGAAGCAAAUGAAGGAGGAGUGGAGAUAGCAUGGAAUAGUUGAUAAUGAGCUAGAGAAAUAGGAAGCCUAGAACUACUUGAAUCCUGAGUUUAGAUGAGCCACUGUUACAGAGGAACGUGGUGAAACCUUUCUUGGGGCAACUCAUCUGGUUUCUCAUUCACCCUCAUAGCUCACAGAAGCUGUGAAUUUCAGUUUUGUAGGUUUCCAGUGGAAGUCAUGAGAAAUAUGCAGGGUGAACGUAUCUCUUGAACUUUUAAAGUUGUAGUGGGAUGAAAGGAACUGAAAUUUUGAAGAAGAUUGGGGACUUGGAGAAAAUAACCACAAUAGUUAGCAAUGUAUAGACUUAAGCAAUGAAGAAGAAAUAGGCUUGCUUCUAUUGGCAGACUAAAGAAACUUAGCAUUAAGGAUAUUUUCAAAACCAUGCU
This is a messenger RNA of Pristis pectinata (smalltooth sawfish), 10597 nucleotides long. RefSeq names its product kelch-like protein 5. Lineage: Eukaryota; Metazoa; Chordata; Chondrichthyes; Rhinopristiformes; Pristidae. Gene Ontology annotation, molecular function: protein binding. The coding region runs from base 25 to 2154 and encodes 709 amino acids. The transcript is spliced from 11 exons. The record is from RefSeq and is a predicted model, not a curated record.